Messenger RNA from Cannabis sativa, 654 nucleotides. RefSeq lists its product as uncharacterized. The coding region runs from base 1 to 654 and encodes 217 amino acids. NCBI's taxonomy places the organism in Eukaryota, Viridiplantae, Streptophyta, Magnoliopsida, Rosales, Cannabaceae. Gene Ontology annotation, molecular function: nucleic acid binding; RNA-DNA hybrid ribonuclease activity. The transcript has 2 exons. The record is from RefSeq and is a predicted model, not a curated record.
AUGGAAGAGUCGGUCUCUCAUGCAUUGUUUUACUGUCGGAGCAUUAGAAGAGUCUGGAAAGGUACGCAAUUUUAUCCUUACAUUUUUGCUAAUUCUUCAAAAAUAUUAUUUCAUGAUGUCGCUGAUAUGAUUUACACUUCUCUGACCAAAAAAGAUGUAGAGAUUUUUCUUUGUACUGCUUGGCUUGUCUGGUUUAACAGGAACAAAGCUCUAAAAGAUCAAGCUCACGACCCAGAUCAUGCGAUUCUCAGCUUGGCUCAAAGCUACCUAGAAGACUACCAUUCCUCCCAGCGGAUCCCUACAUCCUCCUCCCACCCUAGCCAGAUGUCAGCUCCUACUUCUUGGUCUCCUCCAGCUGCGGGUCUUCUCAAGCUAAAUGUGGAUGCAGCAGUAUCACAAGCCACCGGGAAAGCGGGCUUCGGAGGUAUCAUUAGAAACAGCGAUGGUCUGGUGGAAACAGAUUGCAAAGCCAUUACUGAUGCUCUGUCUAGCCAUAAAGAAGAUAUCUCGGUUUUUGGUGACAUUAUUAAACAAAUCAAGAAUACUUUAUCUCAGUUCCCUGCUGCUCGGCUCUCUCAUAUCAAUCGCGAGGCUAACACACUGGCUGAUAAGCUAGCUCACGGGGCUCUAGGGUUAGAUGAAGUAGCCAUUUAG